UCGUGUGGACAUACGUUGCUUGUUUCUAGGAGCUUACCGUGUUGUAGGACACACACUGUGUUCACUGCAGAGGAUCAACGUGGACUUCAAACUAGUCAUGUUCUACAUAUUUGCACAGUUUUAGAUAAGCAAUAUUCUCGGAAUUUAUUUCUAUAUCUGCGGUCCUGCACACCUGGAGACGCCAUUAUAGACAGUAGCUAGCUAGAUUGACCAGUUAGCUCACUUAUAUGACUGCUCGCCAGUAAGCUGCUUGUGUAAGUCGCAAAAAAGUUGCUGCUUUGUCGAGCAAAAAAGACCUUUUUCUCGUUAACUUUAAAAUCUGGAAUUAGCCACGUUAGCCCUGUCGUCUGCUUCGUUUUUGGCAACAAUGAGCUGCGCAAAGGAAGAGACUCGGAGUGCGUCCCCUCACUGCCCCAAACCGGAUGAAUCCGAGGAGCCGCUGGGCACAGCCAUGGAGACUGGAGCUGCAGAGGAUGUCGGUGUGAAAUCUGAGAAUAUGAAGUCUGAAGUGCUCAUCACUAAGGAAAUGGAGGAGGAAGAGAAGCAGCUGAUGGAGGAAGGGGAGAGGAAAGAAAAGGAGAUGAUGGAAAAGGCCCGGGAAUCAUUGGAGAGGGAUUCCCAUGACAUGCGGUUCAAGAGGCUGCAGCAUCUGCUUCAGAAGAGCAACAUCUACUCUAAGUUCCUGCUGACUAAAAUGGAGCAACAGCAGAAUGAGGAGAAACUCAGGAAGGAGAAACUUGAAAAGAAGGUCAAGAAGAUGCCGAACACAACUACUGCAGAGCCUGAGAAAGAUAAAAAGAAGAGAAGGAGGGAUGAGGACUACAAAAUAGCAGAUGUCAUGUCAAAAGAAGAAAUUAUGUCGCAAGCUAAGAAAGCUAAAGUGGAGGAAGCGGACGAGGCACCGACCCAGAAGAAGCUUGAAGCUGAGGACAUCGAGAAGAUGAGUGAUUCCAACGAAGACAUCAAGAACCGCCUGUCGGAGACGGUGCGGGACAACGCCAAGCAUCUCCUGCAUCCAAGCAGGAAGGUGAACGGCCAGCCAAUCCCCGCCCAGCAGCCGCAGCACUUCACUGGAGGGGUCAUGAGGUGGUACCAGAUUGAAGGCAUCGAGUGGCUGAGGAUGCUGUGGGAGAACGGCAUCAACGGGAUCCUCGCUGAUGAGAUGGGACUGGGAAAGACCAUCCAGUGCAUUGCUCACGUUGCCAUGAUGAUAGAAAAGAAAGUGAUGGGCCCCUUCCUGGUGGUGGCCCCUCUCUCCACUCUGCCCAACUGGAUCAACGAAUUCAAGCGCUUCACACCAGAGGUAUCUGUGCUGCUUUACCAUGGCCCCCAGCCAGAGAGGGCCAAGCUACUGAAGCAGAUCCGCAGGCCUCAGGGGCCCCUCAACAUGUGUCCUGUGGUCAUCACCUCCUUUGAGAUCUCCAUGAUCGACAGAAAGUUCCUACAGCACUACCAGUGGAAGUACCUGAUCGUGGACGAAGGGCACAGGAUCAAAAACCUCAACUGCCGGCUGGUGCGGGAGCUGAAGAUGCUGCCCACUGACAACAAGCUGCUGCUGACUGGCACGCCGCUGCAGAACAACCUGGCUGAGCUCUGGUCCCUCCUCAACUUCCUCCUGCCAGAGGUCUUUGAUGACCUCAAGAGCUUUGAGUCGUGGUUUGACAUCGACACCCUCGGCGAGGCUGAGAACGUGGUGGCUGCUGAGCGCGAGCAGAACAUCUUGAGCAUGUUGCACCAGAUUCUGACUCCGUUCCUGCUGAGGAGGCUGAAGUCAGAUGUGACGCUGGAGGUUCCUCCUAAGAAGGAGAUCAUCGUUUAUGCUCCUCUGACAGCCAAACAGGAGUCCUUUUACACUGCUGUGGUCAACAAAACCAUCGGCAAGAUGCUGGGCCAGGAAAAGGUGGAGGCUCCUGUAGAUUUGACAUCAAGUGGCAGGCCGAAGCGUCGCAGUCGAAAGGUGGUGGACUACGGAGAAACCGAUACAGAGACCCCGCGUGACCUGGAGAAAUAUCUGGAGAGGGUCCGUAAGGAGCUUGAGCAGAGCGCCCCUCCAGUGCUGGAUGUCCAGAGCCCGCUGGAUGCCCAGAUCAACCUGAAGCUGCAGAACAUCCUCAUGCUGCUAAAGAGAUGCUGCAACCACCCCUACCUGGUGGAGUACCCCCUCGACCCUGCCACACAGGAGUUCAAGAUUGAUGAACAGCUGGUGCAGAGCUCUGGGAAGUUUCUCAUACUGGACGCACUGCUGCCUGCACUGAAAAAAAGGGGACAUAAGGUUCUGAUCUUCAGUCAGAUGACAUCAAUCUUGGAUAUUUUGAUGGAUUACUGCUAUUUGCGGGGCUUCCAGUAUAGCCGACUGGAUGGCAGCAUGUCCUACGCCGACAGAGACGAAAAUAUGACCAAGUUUUCCAAAGAUCCAGAGGUGUUCCUGUUCCUGCUGAGCACCAGAGCAGGAGGACUUGGGAUCAACCUGACAGCUGCUGACACCGUCAUCAUCUUCGACAGUGACUGGAACCCCCAGGCAGACCUGCAGGCUCAGGACCGCUGUCACCGCAUCGGGCAAACCAAACCAGUGGUGGUGUACCGCCUGGUCACAGCCAACACCAUCGACCAGAAGAUCCUGGAGAGGGCCUCGGCCAAGAGGAAGCUGGAGCAGAUGGUCAUCCACAAGAAUAAGUUCAAAGGCGGGAGGGCAGAGCUGAACCAAAGUAAAAGCUGCAUUGAUCUGGAUGAGCUGAUGGAGCUGCUGAAAGCCAGAGGAACUGAGAAGGAAGUGAAAGCCUCCAGGGGGAAGGUGAUCAGCGACAAGGACCUGGAGGUUUUGCUGGAUCGCAGUGACUUGCUGGACAACGACAAGGGGAGCAAGAAGAAGGAGAAAGUGGGAGUCUUCAGAGUGAUCGAUGCCAAAGAGUCAUCAGAGAUCACGUUGACCUGAGAGCGCUUGAAAUAUUCAGAUAUGAACUUGUGACCACAGUCCUUCUGCUGCAUCCGGAUGGCUCCCAACCGGUGUUUCUGGUAGCAAAAACGUAAAGGAAACAUCCUGAAACUACUGUUUGUAGACUUUGAAUAGUUUGUUGUUUUUUUCUCUUUUACUUUCUUUACUGCCUUGAUAGUACUGUUUAUGCUUCUUUGUUGUACUGUUUUUGUGUUGAACAUAGUCUGUGGUGUUUAACCACUGAACCUUUUUAAGAUUUUACUGUCAGUGGGGUGUUUGAAGGAUGUCAGUGACAUUUUGAGAUUUGAUUCAGUCUACCCAUUCUUCAGCUUAUUUUCUCCCUCGAGCACUAGAACAUUCCAGUGAAACGCACAACUCAAAGUUAUUUUUGUUCUACCUUCACUCACACUGCCCUGACUGUUAACAUGCACAGGGUCUAUGCAUCUGUUCAACGAGACAAAGCUAUAGAGACACGGUCCAGUCAGGUUAGUUCUCAGAUUGUCAUUACCAAUGUUGUAAUCAAAGCACUUUCAUGUUCUUCCAUGUCUUUUUAUAUAAAUAAACUAUGAUUUGA
Messenger RNA from Morone saxatilis (striped sea-bass), 3506 nucleotides. RefSeq names its product helicase, lymphoid specific (gene hells). NCBI's taxonomy places the organism in Eukaryota, Metazoa, Chordata, Actinopteri, Moronidae. Bases 368 to 2932 code for a protein of 854 amino acids. The record is from RefSeq and is a predicted model, not a curated record. Gene Ontology annotation, molecular function: ATP-dependent chromatin remodeler activity; chromatin binding; ATP binding. Gene Ontology annotation, biological process: negative regulation of gene expression via chromosomal CpG island methylation; lymphocyte proliferation; DNA methylation-dependent constitutive heterochromatin formation. Gene Ontology annotation, cellular component: nucleus; pericentric heterochromatin. The transcript has 23 exons.